CGCGGCGGCGGCGCGGGGGCCGGCCGUCACAAGCAGAAAAAGCGGAAGCAGGAGCUUGGGGAGCUGGGGCCGCAGCCGCGGAAGGACGCGGCAGCGGCACCGCUGCACGAGGGCGGCAGCGGUAAAAAGCGGCGGCAGAGCCUUGAGAGCGCCGCGGCCGCGGCUGCGGGAGCGGCGGCGGCGGCGGUGGCGGCGGCGUCAGAGGCAGAGCGCACGCCGGUGCAGGCGGCCAAGCGGCCGGCCGGUGGCAAGGCUCUUGGCAAGGCGCUGGUUGGCAAGACGCCGACCCGCGCCGUCGCACACAAUCUAAAAUCGCCUGCCAAGGGCACGCCCGCAGCUGCUGUUGCGGCCACGGGGCCGGCCAGCGCGGCAGGGGUUGGUGCUCAGGGCGCGGCGGCGGCUGUGCGGACCCCGAUGAGUGGCAAAAAACUGAAGGAGCGCAGCGCCGGCGGCGGCAGGGGCGGCGGGGGCGGCGGGGGCGGCGGCGGCGGUGGCGGCGGUGGCGGCAAAAACGUCGAUGGUGUUGGGCAGGACGCGGCUGCUGCAGCGAGUGCGCGGAAACCCGCCAGCGUGUCCAAGAGGCAGGCGGCAGGAACGGCUGGUGGCGGCGGCGGCGGUGCCGCGGAGGGGGUCGAUGGCACCCCGAAGAAGAAGGUCAAGCAGCGGCAAGCCGCAGGCGGCGGCGCGGCGGUUAGCGCACGGCAUCUGCGCGCGACGGCGCCGCCGAUGCUGACGCCUCAGCCAACUAAACGCGCCGCGAAGGCCAGCAAGCAGAGCCGCAAGAGCCUGUAA
Monoraphidium neglectum is the source of this 792-nucleotide messenger RNA. RefSeq lists its product as hypothetical. The record is from RefSeq and is a predicted model, not a curated record. NCBI's taxonomy places the organism in Eukaryota, Viridiplantae, Chlorophyta, Chlorophyceae, Sphaeropleales, Selenastraceae. The transcript has a single exon. The annotation marks the transcript as partial.